Molecule: messenger RNA, 4994 nt
Organism: Rubroshorea leprosula
Lineage: Eukaryota; Viridiplantae; Streptophyta; Magnoliopsida; Malvales; Dipterocarpaceae
Source: the annotation of a GenBank genome assembly
AUUGGGCUCAAUUGUCCAUCACAAGAAAGUUCAAGGAUUGAUUUGGGUACUCACCUUUCUUCUUCUUCUUCUUCCUGCUGCAUCCGGAUUCCAUAGUUCUCACAACUAUUCUCCUCCUUCCUAAACCCUAAACCCUAAACCUUAAACCCUAACAGCCGGCGCAGCAUCUCUAAUCUCCUUUCCCUGUAAGCGCUUAAUUGGAUCCAAUUAGGGUAGUCUUCCAUCUCUCCGCGUUAUUUAUCAUCAAAUUUGGCACGAAGCAAGAAGAAGGCUCCGUCCGUAGUCGUCUACUCGGUCUUUCUCCUUACUCAAACGCAACGGGAGCCAAGAGUUUACUGUGAAAUCAAGUUAGUAAAAAUUGAGGUCGUCUUUCCUUAGAUUUGAGCUACACUUUUGCUGAAUUUUGGAAAGCAGAAUGGAGAUUACAAUAGAAGAUUACAGACAGCCGGUAGAGUUGAAGACUGCACUAGGGUCGUCCAGUUUGGAAGGUUGUGAUAGCAAUGCUGCGAUCUUGCCAGCAAAGAGAAGCAAGAAAGUAAAGGGGAAAGAUCAGCGUCUUGAAAAAGUCCAAUUAGACCAAAAGCCGAAGUUGAGCAAAUCUCAGAAACGAAAGUUGAAGAAGUUGGAGGAGGAAAAGGAAAAGGAACUUUUGCUAUCAAAAAGCAUUGAGACCUUGGAGAAAUACAAGAUUCCAGAGGAUGCAUAUUCUCUGUUGCGAUCUUCAAAAAGUAUCGGUCGGGCUGAGACAAUGCUGGAAAAGCGUAGGAGAGCAGUUCAGUUUUCCAAGGCAGGUCUCCAAGUUCCACACUAUGAUAGAUCUUCAAAGGAAAGGAAUGAUGGUGAUUCUUUGCCUGAAACUGAAGCAGAGUUAGAUGAAAUCAACUUGAGGGGCAAUAUGAACAAAAAUUACCUUGUGGAACCAAUGAUACUAGAAAGAGAAGUUGUAAAUAAUGCAUCUGAUUCUAUGGGAUCUUCUGAUGAGCCAGGUGGAUCAGUAGAUGCCAUGCCAGCUGAAAUAGUUCCCAAUGAGGGAAAGAAUGCAUUGCUUGAUGAAGACAGUAGCCCAAUGGGUAAAGCAAAUGAGAUUCCAAAUGAUUUUACCUGGAAUAAAGAUGUACAAAACUGUCCUUUGCAGAGAGUUAUUACUACCCCAACUGUAGUGCAUGUGUCAAGACCAGAUGAAGUAGAAAACAAAAGGAAGGAUCUCCCAAUUGUUAUGAUGGAGCAGGAGAUAAUGGAAGCCAUAAAUGAGAAUCCCACCGUUAUUGUUUGUGGAGAGACUGGAUGUGGUAAAACCACACAAGUUCCUCAAUUUCUAUAUGAAGCUGGCUUUGGUUCAAAUGAAUCUAGUGUUCGAAGUGGUAUCAUUGGUGUUACUCAACCUCGUCGUGUUGCUGUCCUUGCCACUGCCAAGAGAAUGGCAUUUGAACUUGGUCUCCGUUUAGGUAAAGAAGUUGGCUUUCAAGUUAGGCAUGACAAGAAAAUUGGAGACAGCUGUUCCAUCAAAUUUAUGACAGAUGGAAUUCUACUACGAGAAGUUCAGAAUGAUUUUUCAUUGAAGCGUUAUUCUGUCAUAGUUUUGGAUGAAGCUCAUGAAAGGAGCUUGAACACAGACAUACUAAUUGGGAUGCUUUCCCGUGUAAUUCGACUUCGUCAGGAUUUAUAUGAGAAGCAACAGCGCAUGAUGCUUUCAGGAAAAACUGUAAAUCCUGAAAGUAGGAUAUUUCCAUUAAAACUUGUUCUGAUGAGUGCUACGUUGAGAGUGGAAGACUUCAUCUCUGGUAGAAGAUUGUUUCAUAAUCCUCCUCCUGUUAUAGAAGUUCCUACAAGACAAUUUCCAGUAACUAUACAUUUCUCAAAGAGAACAGAGAUUGUGGAUUAUAUAGGUCAGGCCUUCAAAAAGGUCAUGGCAAUUCAUAAGAGGCUGCCACCUGGUGGCAUACUUGUCUUUGUCACUGGACAGAGAGAAGUAGAGUAUUUAUGCAGUAAGUUGCACAAGGCUUCCAGAGAGCUGAUUGCUAAUACUUUUAAAAGAGAUGUAGGGACUGAAGCAGCUGCUCCCUCAGAAAAGAGCUCAGUUGGGGACAUUGAUAUGAAGGAUAUUAACGAAGCAUUUGAAAUCUCCGCAAACUCAACUGACCAGCAGACUGACAGGUUUAGCUCUUAUGAGGAAGAUCAGUAUGAUCUUGAUGAGAAUGUGUCAGAUACUCUGUAUGAUUCAGAGACAGAGAGUGACCUAGAAAUUGAUGUUGAGGAUGAUUGCACAUUGAACCAGAAGACCAUGGGAAAUGGUGAUAGUCUUGUUGAUGUGUUAGGGGAUGAUGGGAGUCUUGCUUCCCUUAAGUCUGCUUUUGAAGCUCUGGCCGGAAAAGAUGUUCGAAAAUCUAAUUCUGAAGGAAAAGAGGCUGUGACUAAUAGCGUGGAUGAUGGGUCUGAGCAAUCCAAUUCCUGUAUUGAGAAGAAGAGGGAAGCUGAUAAAAGUAUUAAUCUAGGCACACUACAUGUUCUGCCUCUAUAUGCAAUGCUGCCUGCAGCAGCACAGCUUCGUGUAUUUGAGGAGGUUAAAGAGGGAGAGCGACUUGUUGUUAUUGCCACCAAUGUUGCCGAAACCUCCUUAACCAUUCCUGGAGUAAAGUAUGUGGUUGAUACUGGAAGAGAAAAGGUGAAGAACUACAACCCUACCAAUGGUAUGGAGACUUAUGAGGUGCAGUGGAUAAGUAAAGCAUCUGCUGCUCAACGUGCAGGAAGGGCUGGAAGAACUGGACCUGGCCAUUGCUAUCGUCUGUAUUCUGCUGCAGUCUUUAGUAACAUACUCCCUGAUUUUUCUUGUGCUGAAAUAUGUAAAAUACCUGUUGAUGGUGUUGUUCUUCUCAUGAAAUCCAUGGGUAUUGAAAAGGUAGGAAAUUUCCCAUUCCCAACUGCUCCUGAGGCUACUGCUCUGGUUGAAGCAGAGCGUUGCCUGAAGGCUCUUGAAGCACUUGAUGGUGAUGGAAGAUUGACAUCUUUGGGAAAAGCCAUGGCUCAUUACCCCAUGAGUCCCAGACACUCAAGGAUGCUCCUUACUGUUAUUCAAAUUGCUAAGGUGGAAAGUUAUGCUCAGCCAAAUCUAGUCUUUGGAUACGCAGUUGCUGCAGCUGCAGCUUUGAGCUUGUCAAAUCCUUUUGUCAUGCAGUAUGAAGGAAGCCAUACAAAUGCCAAUGACUCAAAGCAGAGCAAUGGAUCUGAAGCCCUAGAUAAUGAGAAAAUGAUGCAGAAACAAGAGAAAUGGAAGAAAAAGAAACUAAAAGAAGUUGCCAAGGCAUCCCGUGCGAAAUUUUCUAACCCUAGCAGUGAUGCUUUAACAGUUGCCUGCGCAUUGCAGAGUUUUGAACUUUCUAAAAGCCAGGUGGAAUUCUGUAAUGAAAAUGCAUUGCAUUUUAAAACCAUGGAAGAGAUGUCAAAGCUAAGGAAGCAGCUUCUUCAGCUGGUUUUUAAUCAAAAUGCUAGUGGUGAUAGAGAGCAGGAUUUCUCAUGGACUCAUGGAACUAUGGUUGAUGUUGAAAACUGCUGGAGGGACUUAUCUAGUGAAAACCGCCUUUCAUUGGAUGAGGAGGAGCUGUUAGGGCAAGCUAUCUGUGCUGGCUGGGCUGAUAGGGUUGCAAAACGCAUUAGAGUUUCAGGGUCAUCCGAAGGAGAUGGAAAGGUCAUUGCACUUAGAUAUCAAGCAUGCUUGGUUAAAGAAUCUGUAUUUCUCCAUCGUUGGUCAUCUCUUGCCAAGUCAGCUCCUGAGUUUUUGGUGUACAGUGAACUAUUGCAGACAAAACGGCCAUACAUGCAUGGGGCAACAAGUGUGAAAUCAAAAUGGCUUGUUAAAUUUGCUGGCUCUUUGUGCAGUUUUUCUGCACCCCUUACAGAUCAUAAACCCUAUUAUGACCCUAAAACAGACCAGGUGUAUUCUCAUGUCACUCCAUCUUUUGGGCCUCAUUUGUGGGAACUGCCAUUGCAUAGUUUGCCAAUUAGUGGUAAUGAACAUCGUGUGGUAGCAUUUGCAUUUGCAUUACUUGAAGGGCAAGUAUUGCCAUGCUUAAGAUCUGUCAGAAAGUUCAUGUCAGCCUCUCCCUAUAUCAUUUUGAAGCCAGAAUCAUAUGGUCAAAGACGAGUUGGAAAUCUUCUUUACAAGUUAAAGACUAAUUCAAUUGUCUCUUGUGCUGUUUUGAGAGAGACAUGGGAGGCAAACCCCAGGGAAUUGCAUUCAGAAAUACUGGACUGGUUUCGAGAAGGCUUCCACAAGCAAUUUGAAGUGCUUUGGUCACAGAUGCUCAAUGAAGUCCUCCUAGAGCCCCAUGAACGAUUCCCCAAGAGGGUAAAGAGAGAAAAAAGGAAAAAAUAAGUUGUUGGUUUUAAAGCAAGGUUGAAAAUGCGCUGCAUAUUCUUGGUUGCCUGCUGCCCGUUCUUAAAAGAGCCUAAUCUCUGUCUGAGCUCCAUCACAAAUUACAAAAGACCCAUGGACUAGAAUGUCUUUGCAAGUUGCAAGUAAUUAUUCAGGUAAUCUCAUAAACCCAUCAUGUUCUUACUUGACAACGAUAAAAAGUUAGCUGGUAUGUGGAGUAUGUGGCCAUGUGCAUAUAUCUUUUCCACAGGCUCCUUAAUUCUUGGAGUCUUAUGGCUGUUUUCUGCUACUUAAGCGUUCUUUCUGGGACAUUCUUAAAUUAUAAAUUUUGGAAUUCCAUGUUUACACCUGAAAUUUUGUAAUUAUUUCAUUCUUUGGUGAAGUGAAUCCGUAUGAUUAUCAAUAAUACAGUAAUCGAUAGCGACGUGCUUACUCCAGUUCAAAUGCAUUGUAUUUGUUCAUGUUGAAAUGCGGUUGUGGUCCAAACUCAUAUUUUCUUGCAUUCCAUGGAGCCACAUGCGCAUGUUCUUGGCUUGUACAUUAGUGCUUUUCAUUCUUUGUGGCUGUGAUGCCCUGAUCGGGUGAGGAUGUGGGAAUUGAGAAAGAAUAAAAAAAAACUUUCCAC